CAAUCUUUCAACUACCUCUCGACUCAACCACUUUUUGUUUUGAAAGUCGACUUUACUGAGUUAUCUUGGUAAUUUUUGAGAUUCGAUAAAUUGUCUGACUUGAAAGAUUCAGCAAUAUGUCAAACUUGUUUUCAGGAAUAAGUGGCCGCUUUCGUGGUAGUGGUAAGAGUUCUGGCGCAAAGAGUCCGGGUGGACUUAACGGAGUUUCGCCAACCUCUCCUACAGGCAAUUCCCCCGUCAAUUCUUCGUCACCCGCCAACAUGGCACCCCGCAUCUCGCCACUCCCCAACUCGCCUUCGCUCUCACAAACAGUGUCUAUGGAUGAUCAGCAAGCCCCCCCUGCAGGCAAUGAUCCACUAGCCGCCUACAACCUUCCUCGCCCGAAGCCACUCUGGCUUAAUAAUGCUUAUGCUAAGCACAUUGUUAAGGGUAAUUUUAUGACAUUGUCUGCUCGCCCAAAGACAGUUGAGCCUGGAGAGUGGAUUGCCCAUCAAGUGGUUGAACAUUAUCGUAUCUUGUGGAACUUUGUUCGGGUAAUUCAUGAAAAAGAAGAAGAUGGUAACACCAUUUGUAACCCCCAGACUUGCCCCCGCAUGUCUGCUGGCGCAAACCACUCUUUCACAUGGUUGAACUCACGUAGAGAGCCUGUCGAAGUACCGGCCCACGAGUACAUCUCCCUCAUGCAGCGCUGGAUCUCUGGAAAGAUCGAUAAUACCGCAAUUUUCCCCACUGAUCCUGCCGGAAUCUCAUACUGUCACAACAGUGCCGGUCCUGAAAUUGCUGGCUCGACUUAUGCUUCUGGUGGAGUCAACACACCUGGUUCAAACACACCCAUUCCCGCUGGCCCAACCACACUCACAACCUCUCUCUCUCAACUCGCCGGAGCUGGUGAUUGGAUCGGCAAGAGCAGUGGAUUUCCACAAGAAUUUGUUGAUGUAUGCCAAACCAUCUUUAGACAAAUGUUCCGAGUCUAUGCUCAUCUCUACUGGGGACACUUCAUUGAGCCUUUCUACCAUCUCAACCUCGACAAGCACAUGAAUAGUUGCUUUAGUCACUUUGUUUUGACAGCAACCGAGAUUGACAUGUUAAAGCCACAUGAAUUGGAGCCCAUGCAACCAUUGAUUGACCUCUGGGCUGCCAAUGGAACAUUUCCACCUGAGUCUAAGGCUUACGCUUGUGCAAAUCUUAAGGCUGGAGAGAGACUUCUUCAAGCUGCCGGUUAAUAAGAUCGCUGCAGGUCACUACAAGCAUACAGGCGUUUAGGAAAGCGAUUUGAUAGAAGGGUUCAUGAUGUGCUUGACGAUUGCAUAUGAAAGCUUCUUAUUUUUGCGAGAUAUCUCAAAGAUUGAUGGCAUGGUUCUGCAUGGUUAUGUUUUGGGCUGGCGUUCCUGUUUUUUUUAAAUUUUUUUUUUAAGAAUAGUGCCCAGGUUUUUAAACUUGAUGUUUCACAUGUAAAUGCGCUCUAGCAUUAUGCAGAAAAUGAUAAAUAUUAUUCAAAAAA
This is a messenger RNA of Botrytis sinoallii, 1501 nucleotides long. RefSeq lists its product as uncharacterized. The coding region runs from base 117 to 1223 and encodes 368 amino acids. The transcript is spliced from 4 exons. NCBI's taxonomy places the organism in Eukaryota, Fungi, Ascomycota, Leotiomycetes, Helotiales, Sclerotiniaceae. Gene Ontology annotation, molecular function: protein kinase activator activity. The record is from RefSeq and is a predicted model, not a curated record. Gene Ontology annotation, biological process: cell division; positive regulation of protein phosphorylation; signal transduction. Gene Ontology annotation, cellular component: nucleus; cytoplasm.